Messenger RNA from Colossoma macropomum (tambaqui), 1401 nucleotides. RefSeq names its product chromosome unknown C8orf33 homolog (gene cunh8orf33). Bases 304 to 1212 code for a protein of 302 amino acids. The transcript is spliced from 6 exons. NCBI's taxonomy places the organism in Eukaryota, Metazoa, Chordata, Actinopteri, Characiformes, Serrasalmidae. The record is from RefSeq and is a predicted model, not a curated record.
AGACGGAGCCUAAUCGCAGCGCACCAUCUCAAGCGUGAGGAUACUUGUUUAGACUUUUUUAUUUUUCUUCGUUCAGAUUGGUUAGAAAAUAUAUUUGUAAUUACUUCCAUUGCAUUCAAAAUAACCGCGCAUCACUUGCUAUCUACACUUUUCCCCCAGACAGUGACUUACAGUUUAGCAGUAAAGGAUUUAUGCGUUCGUGAACCUAAAUGUGAGGCUCCUCUCAUCUCCCAGACACAGACCGUGAUUGUAGUCAGACAAUAAAUACUUUGAGGUAGUUACUAUGAGGCGUGAAGUCUGACUAUGGAAAACAGUUUAACCGGAAGAGAGCCUCAGGGGGACAGCAGCUCAACCCAGGCUGACUUUCACUGGAAGCGCAGCGAUAACUCCUUUGCCUUCAACUUCCUUCCACCAGCCUCGUCCUACCUGACCCACACCAUGGCAGCUGCUGCGGAAGCCCAGACUCAACCCAGGCAGGGUGAGGGGUCAGACACGGGCUCCAGUUUCGCUUUCAACUUCCAGAUUCCGACAGGAACGGUACCAAGUUCUGGGUUGGAAAACGGGGCCACGCAGGCAGGAAAAACAGAGAUGGAAGUAACAACCAUUGAGCCAAGUGCAGACUCUUCAAAAAGUAAAGCCAAGAAGAAGAAGAAAAAGAAAGGAGGAGGAGGAGGAGGAGGAGGGGAAGAGGAGGAUGGGCUGCAGAAAAAAGUGAAUAAAAUGAUUGAAGAGGCUCCCAAACAGGAGAACACAGAACUGUCUCCAGAGCAGCAGCUGAACAGAGAACUGGACUGGUGUAUUGAGCAGCUGGAGUUGGGUUUGAGAACUCAAAAAUCAUCCACCAAACAAAGAGAGGAAGCCAGUCGAGCUCUGAAGACCCUGCAAAGCUCCAAAGCUCAAAUGGUGAAAAAGAGGCAGCUGAUGAGAGCUAUGUGCGGAGAUUACAGGAGAAAGAUGGAAGAGGAGAAGAACAGACAGUUCAAGCUCAUACAGUCAGCAAUGACCUCUGCAAAGGUCACCGUUGUGUCAGAACCUUCCCGCAAACCAGUGUUUCACCGCCGUGCUGAGACAAAGACACACGCAACAUCCAGUACGGACAAACCCCAGGACACACAUGGACUUUCACAUGCUGCUGAGCAGACUGAUGCAGACAUGGGCCAGUUUGUUUUCAGGCCAUCCCAUGAGGAGUUCCACUUCAACUUUGACCUGUGAUUGGUUGCAAGUGGGCAAAGAGUCUUUACCCAGAACCGCUGCACCUUAGUUUUUCUCAUGAGGCAAAACUGUACACCGCAGUGCUGGAGUAAAUCACUUUAUACCUGACUGUUUUUAUAAACUGACCCAAAUGCAGUCAAUCACGGAUAAGACUUUGACUUUGGUGAAUAAAGAUUUAAAAAAGCUUUA